Molecule: messenger RNA, 507 nt
Organism: Cercopithifilaria johnstoni
Lineage: Eukaryota; Metazoa; Nematoda; Chromadorea; Rhabditida; Onchocercidae
Source: the annotation of a GenBank genome assembly
AUGCGAAUUGGUAUUAUUGGUAGGGCCUUUACAGAUAGGCCCAGCCGUACUAUUAUUGGACUCCUAUUAAAAUUUACAAUGCUACUGAUACCUUGUGAUUAUUUACUGGUACCUACUGAUGGUACACCAAUUGUCAAUAUUGAUGUCGCCGAACGAUCACCAGCCACUUCUUCUGCUGGGUAUAUUCAAUACAAAGUAGAAAAUGGAUCUAUUUUUGAUGAAAUAGCAAAGAAAGCAUUCAUUUCAUUACAUUCUGAGCCGUACAUCGAACCACCGUUGCUAACUUUUGAUCAAAAACGUUUAAAAUGGCUUCAACGAUAUAUGCGAAAACAAUUAAAAGCCGAGAAAAAAGGGAAGAAAGUGAUUUCUUCACCGAAAGAAGCAUUACAACAAGUGAAUCAAGAAGUAAGCUUAGGAAGAUUAGAUGAUUCAAGGCCUAUAGCACAUUGUGAUGGUCAAAUUUUUAAGCAACGUAUACGUAUGGAUGGUUGUUUAUCAAAGGUAUAA